AAACAGGUGAAGGAAAAUAGAAAAUAAAUAGAUGAGGGAAAGUAGAAGGCAGGUAGAGAGAAUAAAUAGCUAAUAGGGAGAGCGAAUAAAUGGGUGAAGGGGAAUGGGUGGAUCAAGGAAACAAUGGCGGGAGACCAGAUUGAGGCGGAGAGGAUAAAUAGGUGAAGGGGAAUAGGAUACAUUGGUGAGGGGUAAGGGAGCAGGGUCAGAGAAGAUAACUAGGUGAGGAGAAAUAGGCAGAGAGAGUAAAUGGGUGUGAGAUGGGUGGGGCAGAGGCAUGGAGGGUGAGUAGGGCAGAGGUGGAGACUGAUGGCUUGGGAGAUGAGGAGAAGGAAAGUGAAUGAGUGUGCUGAAAGUUGGAGAGAGAAGGCAAUAUCUCCAAUUUUGCUUUUCAAAUUAUGUGGUUUAUGAUUUUCCAUGAGAUCCAGUAGAACAAAAUGUUGUCAUUGUGGGCUUCAAUACUUUUUAAACUAAAGAUUCUCUUUAAAUUUUCAGCGUUUAUUCAAAUCUGAUGACGGGGGAAUACAAGAAUGAAUUCUGGAAAAGAACUGCAGUUGGAAAAAUUAAUAGAUGAUGCCAUUAAAGGAAAUAUUUUUAAGGGACUGGAAGAAUUACAAGAAGAAAAUGAUGAGAAUAUAUCUUGCAAAUGUAGCAGACAGAUUACAAACAAACUGAACAGACUAAUACUGAGGGAACUAAAUAAAAGGGAAGUUAAAAAUGUUACUUUGCUGUUAGGUUGCAUUCACAAAUAUGGUAAGCAUAUGACCAUACAAGGUGAGGAUGGCUUGGCAGCAAUGAUAAAGGAUGGACUUAUUCAGAAGAUAAGUAAUAGUUAUUCAUAUUUCCAUUUAAUUCCGAGUACAUUUAAUGACAUUGAGUUUGGGCUAUUGCAAAUAUUUGCUGUGAUUCAAAUAACAAACAGCAUUUAGAAAUGUAUGCGUAGAAUGUGUUUUAUUUCUUAAAAGUUAAAAAAUUUAUUUUCUGUUGGGACACAUAUUUCAAUUAUGUAUCUGAAUGGUGAAAUGAUUUUAAGCAUAAUUUUAAUGAUUUUUAACGUUUAUAUCGUUGAUAGAGCUGCUUUAAAAAUUUGUUAAAAUGUUAAGAGCGUUUCCUAAUCAGAAGCCUUGGAUGAACCAUGAGAUCUGCAUUUUUCUGAAGACCAGAUCCCGGGCAUUCAGGUCUGGAGAUGCAGAAGUCUACAAGAAGUCCAGAUACGACCUUGGCAAGGCCAUUAAAAAGGCCAAAAGGGACUUCUGCUCCAAGCUGGAGGACGUGACGGAUGUUCGGCAACUGUGGCGGGGCUUGAAUGCCAUCACCUCCUACAAGGCAAAAUCAGGAUGCAGCUUAAAUGUCAGCGAAGCAUCAUUCCCUGACGAGCUCAAUGCGUUCUACGCACGCUUUGAUAGGGAGAACACAGAUGUGCCUUCCCGAGCCCCCAUUUGCCGUGAUGGUAUUUCAGUCACAGUCACAGAGGCCGACGUCAGAAGAUCCUUCAGAGGGCUGAACCCUCGGAAAGCGCCUGGACCUGAUGGUAUACCUGGUCGUGUGUUCUCAAAAUCUGUGCAGACCAACUGGCUGAAGUUUUUAACGGACAUUUUCAACCUCUCACUUCUGAGGUCUGAGGUUCCCACCUGCUUUAAAAGGACAUCAAUAAUACCGGUGCCCAAGAAGAGCAAGGUGACGUGGCUCAAUGACUUAUCAACGAGGAUUGGGUAAUGUUUAAAGAGCAACAGAAGAUAACUAAAAAGACAAUACGGGGAGAAAAGAUGAGGUACGAAGGUAAGCUAGCCAAGAAUAUAAAGGAGGAUAGUAAAAGCUUCUUUAGGUAUGUGAAGGGGAAAAAAUUAGUUAAGACCAAAGUUGGACCCUUGAAGACCGAAAAAGGUGAAUUUAUUAUGGGGAACAAGGAAAUGGCAGAUGAGUUGAACAGGUACUUUGGAUCCGUCUUCACUAAGGAGGACACAAACAAUCUUCCUGAUAUAGUAGUGGCCAGAGGAUCUGGGGUGACGGAGGAACUGAAGGAAAUCCAUGUUAGGCAGGAAAUGGUGUUGGGUAGACUGAUGGGCCUGAAGGUUGAUAAAUCCCCAGGGCCUGAUGGUCUGCAUCCCAGGGUACUUAAGGAAUUGGCUCUAGAAAUCGUGGAUGCAUUGGUGAUAAUUUUCCAAUGUUCUAUAGCCUCAGGAUCAGUUCCUGUGGAUUGGAGGGUAGCUAAUGUUAUCCCACUUUUUAUGAAAGGCAGGAGAGAGAAAACGGAAUUAUAGACCAAUUCGCCUGACAUCGGUGGUGGGUGCAGAUCAGUGUCACUCAUGUUAUGAGUCAUGCUUUUGUAGUUACGCCCACUUGUUUUUACAGUAAUCCUUCCUGCCUGUUUCCCUUAGAAUUAGAGACACGUGCAAGUAUGAAGUUAUCUAUGCUAUUGUCGUUAAUAAAGUCUUUGGACCUUUAUCAUGGUGUAGGCUUCAGUUAUUAACACAGCCCUAACACAACGUGGUGUCAGAAGUGGGAAACAAACCC
Leucoraja erinaceus (little skate) is the source of this 2514-nucleotide messenger RNA. RefSeq names its product synaptonemal complex protein 2-like. The record is from RefSeq and is a predicted model, not a curated record. The coding region runs from base 1096 to 1716 and encodes 206 amino acids. NCBI's taxonomy places the organism in Eukaryota, Metazoa, Chordata, Chondrichthyes, Rajiformes, Rajidae. The transcript is spliced from 3 exons.